CGAACCAAAACAAGUAGAGCGAGCUUUGGUCACAUGUAGAGAGAGCAGCGACAGAGAGAGAAGAGGAAGAGGAAGAAUAGGAAGGAGCAGAAAGCGACAGUCAGGCUCAGCACUGUCCGUGUGAAGGAAGCCUUUCCCCGGGUCCGAUCUGCGGUCGGUCCGCUCCACAUAUGGUUCUCCUCCGGCACAUCUCCAUCGCCCUGACCGCCGCCGUGGCUGCUCUGGGAUCUGCUCUGUUCAUCGCCCUGAACUUCUUCUACAAGAGGCGAAUAUGGUCACCACAGGCGGAGUACUGCACCAUCAAAGAGGAGGAGGAGGAGCGUGGGAAGCGUCAGGUCCUGGUCCUGGGUCUGGACGGGGCCGGGAAGAGCAGCAUGCUGCAGGGUUUGACCCCCGGGGAGGCAGCGGGUAAGAGGGGUCACUGCCGGCCCACCCGCGGCUUCAACUUCAUGAGCCUCAACGCCCCCGCCUGCCAGCUCGACUUCCUGGAGAUCGGUGGCGGGGAGGACCUGCGGCGGUACUGGUUGGAGUAUCUGAGGAAGACUCACGUUCUGGUGUACGUGGUGGACUCCUCCGACAGGACCCGCCUCCCGCUGGCUAAAGCUGAGCUGCACCGCCUGCUGAGGGUGGAGCCCCACCUGCCCGUGGUUGUCCUGGGAAACAAACAGGAUAAGCCCAACGCUGUGAGCGUGUCGGAGCUGCAUGAAGCGUUGUCUCUGAGCUCCAUCACGGAGGAGAGGAGGCUGUUCCUCCUGGCUGCACAGCUGGGCUCUGACGGGGCCCUGAGGAACUCCUGCCGGGGCCUGGACACCUUCCAGGACCUGCUGCUCCAGCUCGUCUGAUCUCACCCACAUGAGCGAGCAUGAGGGAGGAGGGGAUGGAAACAAAGAGAUGGCUUAGAGCAACCUUUCUGGUUUAUUUGAGGCAGAGGAGGGGGAGAUAGUAAAGGAACUGAGGCAAUGAAAUUACUGAAGAUAGAGCACAAUGCCUUGCAGUUCGUCCUUGUUAUCCUCCUGCCCCUUUUCAAAGAAACUUUGUUGGUUUUAGAACAUUCUUCAGCUCAUCUCAUCCUACAAUUUUCUUCCAACUUGAUUAAUCUUAGUCAUCGGAGAGGAGGAGGUGCGUAGCGAAGAGGAUGAGGACAGAAGGAUGAAGGUGUGUUAAUGGAGUGACUCAGAACUUCACCACCUGAUGAUGAGUCAGGCUUCGCAUCGGUCUAAAUGUCACCUGGCGACAGGUUUACUUAAGCAUGUAGAUUGUACUGUAUAUAAGCUGAAACAAUUCAAGUCCGUAGAAGCAGUUUGUUCUGGUUUGCUGUUUUAUGAAAAGUGUAUGCAGCACAGAAGUCAGCAGAGCAAAACAGGUAAUAUUGUGGGUUGCCAAGUUGGAGCCCCCGGGGACUCAGACUCCAACAGCUCAGUGAAUUAAUCGACUAGAAGUUACUUGCAGACUUAAAUUUCUCUGAAUGUUGUGAAGAUUUAAUGGGACGCCCUGACAUUUUGAAAAGCAUUGGGUUAUUUUUUGUGUCAAAAUUCUUAUACUUCUGUAAGUAUCUACACUUUUUUACCACUAUCUUCAUAGGAAUGCAUUUCAUUGUAUUUGGUUAUGUUUUCAGUCCCAACAACAACACAACACUGCCAACUACACCAUCUGACAUACAGUAUAAGCCAAAUAAAUAACUUUAAACUUCAAAAUGUAUCAGAAGAGACUUCAAACAUGUAUGUAUAUGUAUUUAUAUAUAGACACUAUAGGGAAGCAAACAAGGUCAAUGUUUUUAAGAAGGAAACGUUCACAAUUAGUAGCAAAAGCUUUGUUUUUGUACAGGCUUUCAACAGUGAUGUUAGCUUACCAGGCUAAAGCUAAUACACGCUUAACCCAUAGGCUUAACCUGGCUAUGCUCUCUGUCUUUAUAAAAACGUGCACUCCCAUUCUCUACUGUUAGAUCACUCUUUAGAAAACACUUAGACAGGAUCCAGGACCUUGAAUGUAUAAAUGAAUAAUAAGCGUAUUUAUCUUUAUUGAUACUUGUACAGAUGAACUGGAGUUAGCUAGAUUCAGAUUUUGAAUGCUGUACGUGUGCAGCAAUGUUUGCAUAUGACGCACAAUUUUUUUAAUGAAUGUGAUGUUUUAUUCUUAAUGUACUUUAAUUCUGCAGAAAUGUUGUUUCACAGUAACUGAGAGUUUAGUAGAUCGGUGUCAUACUUGAUGUGCUAAAUAAAUGGAACUGAUAUAUGGA
Notothenia coriiceps (black rockcod) is the source of this 2236-nucleotide messenger RNA. RefSeq names its product ADP-ribosylation factor-like 10 (gene arl10). Gene Ontology annotation, molecular function: GTPase activity; GTP binding. The record is from RefSeq and is a predicted model, not a curated record. The transcript is spliced from 4 exons. NCBI's taxonomy places the organism in Eukaryota, Metazoa, Chordata, Actinopteri, Perciformes, Nototheniidae. Bases 171 to 842 code for a protein of 223 amino acids.